Xenopus laevis (African clawed frog) is the source of this 5224-nucleotide messenger RNA. It is a transcript of the gene plekhg3.S, whose product is annotated as pleckstrin homology domain-containing family G member 3. The transcript has 18 exons. Bases 143 to 4531 code for a protein of 1462 amino acids. NCBI's taxonomy places the organism in Eukaryota, Metazoa, Chordata, Amphibia, Anura, Pipidae. The record is from RefSeq and is a predicted model, not a curated record.
UGGGAAUAUGAAUGGAAGCACAUGAAACCUUUUGUAGGGAGACACCAUGGAGCUGCCGCAACACUUGCCUGUGUGAUAUUAAUGGGUGGGACGGAGAGGGUGCCCUGACGUUUCCUGUAACACGAGGGGGAGGAGCGAGAGCAUGCAGGUGUGUAAAUGUAUCCACACCUCUCCUGGCUCACAGCUCCCAUGUAAGGACAGGGUACUGCAGAUGAAACUGGAAGGGAUCAAAAUGUUUGAUGAACGAGGGGGACGAUUUGAAGGACUUAACCGCAGGCUCUCAAGGUUAUUUGAAUCCCCACGUCUGUCUGCCACAUCCUCAAGCAGUAAUGAAAAGCUCUCCAGUUCAUCUUCCAUCUGCUCUGAUUCAGAUAGGCCCCUGAGUCUCUUCUCUACAGAGUCCACGGGCUCUUUACGUGAGAGCUGUGACUCUUUUGAAGAUAACAGUGACGCGCCGCUGGGUAACGGAACGUUGGUUCACAACAUGGAACUGGUGACCACAGCAGCAGAAAGCCUACAGGCCACCUACAGGGAGAUGCAGAACGGUCUGAAGAGCAACCACUCACCCAACAAUAAUUCUGCGAAUCGACGUGCCCGCCAGGGGUCUAGGUCCCUUUCUCCAUUUGGUAACAAGGUCAACGCCAUUGCUCACAAACUCAGCUAUGUGGAACGGGUGGUUCUGGAGAUCAAUGACACUGAAAGGAUGUAUGUCCAGGAUCUGCGCAGUAUUGUGGAGGAAUACCUGGGAGCAAUCAUAGACAGACAGGAGGAUCUCCCCAUAACCCCAGAGCAAGUCAGUGCCCUCUUUGGAAACAUUGAAGAUAUUUAUGAAUUGAACAGUGAGCUGCUUCAAGACCUGGAUAACUGCAGGAAUAACCCCGUGGCCGUGGCCAGCUGCUUUGUUGAAAAGAGUCAGGACUUUGACAUCUAUACCCAGUACUGCACCAACUAUCCCAAUUCUGUGGCCACCCUGACCGAGUGCAUGAGGAAUAAAACCCUGGCCAAAUUCUUCCGGGAGAAGCAGGAGAUGCUGAACCAGUCCCUUCCUCUCGGGUCCUACCUCCUAAAGCCAGUGCAGAGAAUACUAAAGUAUCACCUCCUACUGCAGGAAAUAGCAAAACAUCUUGAUGUGAAGGUGGAAGGGUAUGAGGUGGUGGAGGAGGCUAUUGAAACCAUGACGGGAGUAGCCUGGUACAUCAACGACAUGAAAAGAAAACAUGAACAUGCUGUGCGACAACAGGAGAUCCAGUCUUUGCUGUUGAACUGGAAGGGUAUAGAUCUCACUGCAUAUGGAGAACUGGUGCUGGAGGGAACAUUUCGGAUCCAGCGAGCCCGUAGUGAAAGGACAUUUUUCCUUUUUGAUAAGGCCCUGUUUAUCACUAAGAGACGUGGAGAACACUAUGUCUACAAAACACAUAUCCCGUGUUCAAGCUUGAUGCUGAUUGACAGUGCCCGGGACUCCCUCUGCUUCAGUGUAACUCAUUACAAGAACAGCAAACAGCAGCAUAAUGUGCAGGCCAAAACCGUUGAAGAGAAACAUGUCUGGACCCAUCAUAUAAAGAAACUUAUUUUGGAGAACCACCAUGCGAUUAUCCCCCAAAAGGCCAAGGAGGCAAUACUGGAAAUGGAUAACGUGUAUAAAGGAAGGUACAAAUACAGCCCGGAAAGGCAAAGGAAGACCAUUGAGCCCUCGGUGACCCAGCGCUCAGGACGCAGACAGUCUGCAGGAUUAAAGCAUGCAGGCAGUGAUGGAGAUCUUGAGGACAUCUCACAGCCUUGUAAUGGCAGCUUUGAGCAGCCGGAGGCUGAGGGAGAGAAGGAGAGUCCUGUCCACACACAGCUGAGUAGAAGCUCGGUGACAGAGUUCAGUGCCUCUGAUGAGGAGGAGAUACAGUUGGGAGAUGAUGAUGAUGAUGAUGAGCAGGUAGCUGAUUUUGCCAGCUCCCUACUGGCUGUCAUACAUUGCUGGCACUAUAGAGCCAAGACUUUGCUUUAUACUUGGGGCACUCCUAUGACUAAAGAUCCUGUGCAGAGAGAGGCACCAAAAGGCUGCAAGAGACAAAACAGCCAGUCAUGUGGGAAUGCAGAGAAGAGGAGGAGUGUGGACGUUUCAUCUGGGCAUCAAGAAACUAAAGAUCCUGUGCAGAGAGAGGCACCAAAAGGCUGCAAGAGACAAAACAGCCAGUCAUGUGGGAAUGCAGAGAAGAGGAGGAGUGUGGACGUUUCAUCUGGGCAUCAAGAAGAGAAUUCAGUGCCAGAAGAGAUCUACAAAGCCGUGGUUAUCAGCUCUUCUGAGAAUCAACAAUCCGUCCCCUCGGAAAAUAGAGAGACAGAGAAAGAUGAAAGCUCAGCUCACCCAGAAGUCCAUGAGCAAGUGGAGAAUGAAGAAGCUGAAAGUAGAGAAGACUCAAAGACUUUCAGCAGUGAAGAAGAGGAAGAGGAGGCACCAGCCCAUGAAUCGACAAGUAUCCUCCCUCCUUCUGUUUUGGACCAGGCCAGUGUCAUUGCGGAGAGGUUUAUAAGCAGCAUAUCCAGGAGGAGCAGCAUGGCUUUGGAUGAUGGGAAAGUCAUUGGCUACAUUACCCCCAGAUUAACCAGCCGCUGCAGUAGUUUGAUCAAUCUGAAAUGUACUGACACCAUUAUUUAUCAGAAUGGUACAAGUGACUUCCCAGAACAUUCUAGUGAUACUGUUGUCGAUAUUCUCGACGCCACUCUUAAUAAGGCAAACUCUGCAAGCACGGAGAAUGUGUUUGAAGAGAGGCCCGCAUGUAAGAGAAGGGACUCCAUUCUCUCCAUCCAAGACAGACAACUCCUUGACAAAAUCAAAACUUAUUAUGAUGAUGCAGAACACCAGGAUGCAUCUUUUAGCAUCAAGCGCAGAGAGAGCUUAAACUAUAUCCCCACUGGACUUGUUAGAAACUCUGUAUUUAAGAUUAACAGCCUGCCCCGAUUUGAUACUGCCCAGAGUUCUUUAUCAAGGCAGAGAAUGUCUAGUUCUUCUAGUAAUACCAGUAGACACACUUCCUUGACAGAUCCAAUAUCUAGUGAGCCAGAACAGGUAGGAACCCAAAGUGAACUGAUGGUGGAACCAGCCACAAAUGGUGUGUCAGACCAUUCAGCACCCAUUACUGAUGAAGAGUUCCGGGCACCAGAUGAAAUGAUUAAAGUCUGGGACGAGAUUGAAAAGGUAAAUGCAUGGAAAGAGGCCUCAGCUGUUGCAGAAGCCAACGGUAGUGAAAGCAAAGCACACAAUGACCUUGAAAAUCGUGUGGAAUCUCAUGAACCGCUGCUUAUACUGGAAGACAGUGAUCUGAGUACUAUAGCAGAGGAAUCCCCUCUUCCUACACCAGAAAGCACCUCUCCUAAACAUUUCGGAUCUGUUCUGAGUAACACAGGUUUCAAUGAGUAUAAAACACCUGGGAAGUUACACUCCAAGAUAAUGCAACUGGCCAACUGCAUGGACGAAGACAUGUCGGAGAAGAUGAAGAACAAGGUGUAUCAGCUGGCCAGGCAGUACAGUCAGAGGAUCAAAUGCAACAAGCCAGUACCACAAAGGCAACUGAAGGAGAUCGAGGAGGAUCUCAGAAGGAACAGUCUGCCUGCUGUGCAAGAGGAAAAACAGAAUAAGAAAGAGAAACGCAAGGCAAUAUUGUCACUCCCCACCUACGAUAGCGUUAUACUCCACGAGCAUGCUCCUACAACUCCAACAUCUGCCUUGAGCAGUGACAAAUCCCCCAAGCAUCUGUCCUUUUCUACAUCCAGUGAUAGCCCAGGGGCCCUUUCCCCAGCGAGGGCCGACUGCAGGAGCCCUCUGAGUCCAGUCAAUGCAGAGAGAUUUCAUUGGCCCGACGUCCGAGAGCUGAGAUCAAGGUACACAAGUGCAGCCAGCUCUAGUAAGGCACCUCCAGUCAACAGGAACCAGUCUGUGCCAGAAAGAAUAACCGUGCCCAAUGUGAAGGGCCCUCGUGAGGUGCAACGUAAGGAUGGAAUGAGUCUCUCUUACAGCAUGACCAUGAAACACAUGGAGAAUAUCAGUGGCAACACUAUGGACUCAACACACAAUAACAAAGUACAGACAAAAACUGAGCCUCCUUUACUGAAUAGUAAACCUGACCCACUACUGAGCUGCGCAAAGGCUGGGUAUUAUGUCAGUGCCGAGGCUCCGCUGGACAAUAACAAAAAAGUUAUCGUUAUGCAAAAAAUCUCUGUGCCCACAGACUCCAACGGCUCCUCCACUAAUGACCUGGAGAGCAAUGUAUACGUUCAGAUCAGGUCUCCCACCAGCAGACAGAAGAUCUCUCUCAAAGCUGUGAUUGAGCGAUGCAAAGCCUACCAGGAGUCUGAGGAGUACCGAUCCAGGGAAGAGGAAACCACUGAAUGCACUCAACCAGUUCCUCACCAAGGGCCCAACCCCGAGAGACAAGUGGCGUCAAACUGCGAUGGAAACCAGCAGAACAGAGUCAAGAACUUGAGAGAAAAAUUUCAGACUCGGCACCACUCGUGUAGCUUGAAACAGUCGGAAGUUCACUAAUCUGUACGGAACAUUUCCAUGGAUAGUUGGCUCUGGUAUAAAGUUCAGAGAAGAACACAAAAUUCCUUCUAGCCACUACCCCUCUCACAUGGGGGUAUAUUUAUCAAAGAGUGAAGUUCCGCCACUCUCCAUUCAUUUCUAUGGGAUUUUAAAAGGUGUUUUAACCAAAGGGUGAACUUUCACCCAUUGAUACUCUUUUAAAAAUCCCUUAGAAAUGAAUGGAGAGUGGCGGAAUUUCACUGUGGCGAUCUCUAACUUCACUCUUUGAUAAAUAUACCCCCAUGGUAUCUGUAGGGCUGCUGACUGGCAUCACUUCACUUAUCCUAGCGGCACUUUAUAUAUUGUGGAUUUUAACCUCUUUAUCUGGGGACCAUAAUAACUUCUCAGUUCACUAGCUGGAGAUGUACAACAAUGCCUACAUGGAAAUUUCUACAUUCCUAAUUUGUGCUUUAUUGUUUCUUUUGUAAUGACUAUUUAACCCUCCUUUUACUGAUCCCCAGCACCUCAUAUGUACAGCUGAAGGCAACUGAAAAGUGGGGGUUUCUCAUCAGUGCUUAGAGUCGUUCUGUGUUUUUUGUGCUAUUUAUUAUGUUGUGGUUGAUCUAGAUUUUAAUAUUUCAGGAAAAUGAAUUUGUAAUUUUUUCUCUGUAAUGUAAAUAUAAGUCACUAUAAAGCUCUUUGCGGUAAACUCUG